Adineta ricciae is the source of this 1476-nucleotide messenger RNA. The record is from the annotation of a GenBank genome assembly. Lineage: Eukaryota; Metazoa; Rotifera; Eurotatoria; Adinetida; Adinetidae.
AUGAAAUUGUUCUUGUUAUUUAUAUCAAAAUUGAUAUUCUGUUCAUCGAAUGAAACAAAAGCAAAGUUAACGUUGGACGAUUAUUUCGAUUUUACAAAUUAUCCUUCGAUAAACUUUUCUCCCAACGAUCAACAUCUGCUGAUUCAAUUGAAACGUCCAUUAUGGAAUUCGGAUUCUUAUGAGAAUAGUUUAUGGCUCUAUAACACCGAAACUAAGAUCAAGCAGUUAAUUACAAGUGCACUUUCCACAUCGAUAAAACCGCAAUGGUCACCGAGUGGAAGCUGGAUUGCUUGUUCACUAAACAAAAGUCCUUUAUCUGAAGAGCAAUCAAAUCCGAAUGAAUUUCUUUACUUGUAUUCAGUUGUGUCAAACGAAUGGUUUCCUAUUCACAUCGGCAAAGUGUUUUUAUUAACUUUCACAUGGUCAAGUGAUGAUUCCUCUCUUUACAUUGUUACACUUACAAAAGAAGAUCAAACUUUGCAGGAGAUCGAAUGGAAAGAUGUAAUCCAAUAUCGACCAUCUAAAUCGAAUGAUGGCAGUGCAAUUUAUCGUAUUGAUAUCGAAAAGAAUAAUCGGACAAUAUCGACGAGCAGAUCUUUUAUAAAAAAUCUUCCGUUUUUAAUAACAGAAUUAUUAUUUAUUCCAUUCGAAGAACAACUUGUAUUCGUUUCUUCGUCAUCACUUAUUGAAAAAAUGGAAAAGAUCGAGAUGUAUUCUCUUGACCUGCAAAAUCGAUCGAGUCUAUUAAGAUUAACAACCAAUGAUCUGUGGGAAAACGAUUUACGGUUAUCAGACGACAAAAAGCACGUACUGUUCUUAGCUUUCAAUAAAGAGUUGACUGACGGAAGAUUGAAUAGUGUUCAACAGCGAUUGUAUUCAUUAGAUUUGACCAAUGGACAUAUCGAACGUUUUGGAAAAGAUUUUCAUGGAAAUAUCGCAGGAUAUAUGACCAAAGUCGACGGCGGAGUUUACAUUUUAGGGCAACUUGGUACAGAAACUCAGAUUUACACGCAACAAUCGCCAACAGACAGGAUGGUAUGGCACCAAGGAUGGAAUGGAACUUACGAACGAAUUUCUUCACCAUCGAAACGGAAUGGUUCGAUUGCAUUUAUCUAUUCAUCAUUUGAACGACCAAAAGAAGUUUAUCUCACUGAUAAUAUCGAUAAAUUGCAAUCAGCAAAGGCAAUAACAAAUGAAAAUAAACUGUUUACGGAGCGAGAGUUACCAAAAGCGCAAAUUUAUCACUGGAAAAAUCGCGAAGAUCAACGAACGAUCGAAGGCAUUCUUCAUUAUCCACCGGGACAAUUUCACUCGAAAAAUCUGCCACUGCUCGUUCUUGUUCAUGGCGGUCCAGGACCUGCUAGUACUAAUUCAUUUACUGCCGACUGGUACACUUGGGCACCAUUGGCAGCAUCAGAAGGUUGGCUUGUUUUCGAACCUAACUACCGAGGUACAUUCNGAUACAACAGCAAAUGA